GUGUUACAUAGUGAAAGAAGCGAUAGGUAGCAAAGGGUGUUAGGGAAAGGGGAAAGAAAAUGGUGUGCAUAAGGAAGGCGACGGUGAAGGACCUUCUGGCGAUGCAGGCGUGCAACCUCUUCUGCCUUCCUGAGAACUAUCAGAUGAAGUAUUACUUCUAUCACAUCCUCUCAUGGCCUCAGCUUCUCUACGUCGCCGAAGACUACAACGGUCGCAUCGUCGGCUACGUUCUCGCCAAGAUGGAGGAGGAAACCACCGACUGCCACGGCCACAUAACCUCCCUUGCCGUCCUCCGCACCCACCGCAAACUCGGUCUCGCCACCAAACUCAUGACCGCCGCACAGAACGCCAUGGAACAGGUGUUUGGUGCCGAGUACGUGUCCCUGCACGUGCGCAAGAGCAACCGCGCGGCCUUCAAUUUGUACACCGAGACCUUGGGGUACAAGAUUCAUGAUGUGGAGGCUAAGUAUUAUGCGGACGGAGAGGAUGCUUAUGACAUGAGGAAGCAGCUCAAGGGGAAGCAGCAGCAUCAGCAGCACCAUCAUCACCACCAUCACCAUCACCACCACCACCAUCACGAACAUGGAGGCAUGUGUUGUUCCGGAGAGGUCAAGGGGAAUGCCAAAGCCACCUGAUUGAAUGGUACUAUAGAUUGGUGUCGUGCUAUGCGGAGCGGCAUUGAUCUACUGGAGCUUCAUUUGUUUGGCACCAUGGUGCGUGCCAGCAUAGCUGUAGCUGUUGUGGCCACUACUGUCUACAGUUUUGCUGGGAAAAAGGUUUGUUGGUUGUUCUACUUUCUUCAUAGUAGCGGUUACUACUUUGUGUUUAUGUCACUGUAGCUGCAUGUUUUGAAUUGGCGAUUCAUGCCAGUACCUGUAGUUAAUCACUAGGUAUGAGAGAAAUCGAGGAUAAAUAUUUGCAGUACCAAGGUCCUUAUCAAUGGACUGUUACUUCCUUGCUGUGGAUAAACUAAAAUUGAGUAUUUUUCAUUUCUGAUGCAAAUCGGGUGGAAGAAUUGGGUGAUUAUGGAGUCAGUAUAACAAGGAUCUUGACGAAGAAAAGAUGCUUUUAUUUUCAAAUUUGAGGUGGUUCUUGGAGUAUUUCAAAGUAAAUAAUUUAGUGCACUAAUUUAGGUAUAGUAUUUGAAGUUCCUCUUUGAAGAUUGUAACCUAUUGCAGGCAAAAGUAGAACUGUGUAGAGAUCCAGUUUCUUCAGAGGUUUUCCUUUUACUUUAUUUUUCUUAUUAAUACUUGUAGUAGCAGCUAAUCCGCAUCGUAAUUUCAAUUUAAAGAAACAUUCUUUCACC
Messenger RNA from Vigna radiata var. radiata (mung bean), 1306 nucleotides. Its product is annotated as N-terminal acetyltransferase A complex catalytic subunit NAA10. Gene Ontology annotation, biological process: N-terminal peptidyl-glutamic acid acetylation. The transcript is spliced from 3 exons. Bases 60 to 635 code for a protein of 191 amino acids. Gene Ontology annotation, molecular function: protein N-terminal-serine acetyltransferase activity; protein-N-terminal-glutamate acetyltransferase activity. Gene Ontology annotation, cellular component: NatA complex. The record is from RefSeq and is a predicted model, not a curated record. NCBI's taxonomy places the organism in Eukaryota, Viridiplantae, Streptophyta, Magnoliopsida, Fabales, Fabaceae.